GGAUGGGCAAUAAAUGCUGGCCUGGCCAGCGAUGCCCUUGUGACUGAAUAAUUUUAAAAAUCCAGUCCUAUCUGAGGGACAUAUCCCAUUUUAUGAGAGCUAAUUGGAUGGCCGGCAGCUGUGGUCUCACUCGCGCCGGUCAAGUGCGUUGGCUAGUUUCUGGUGCUACAAGAUGGGGCUGAAUGGCCUACUCCUGUUCCUAUUAUCUGUGGAUACAUGGCUGUUUGCGCAGCUUGCUGCCCAUAAAUUGGCUCCACCACCCCCCGCCCAAAUACAUUUCAAACGUACUCUGUUCGCUUUGGGGUAUCGGAAGGGCAGUGUGGUUGAAAGGCGCUAUGCAAAUGCAAGUCUUCGUUUUGAGUUCAUUGCUCUUUGCUGCCCUUUCUCCCGGUUGUGUUCAGUGCGGGGUACAAGGGGAGACUUAAAACCGGCGAGAUAAGAUGCCUUCCAGGUUGUUGAGAGCUGGAGGGACUGGCGAUCUCUCAGUUGUUGCUGCAAAUGAAGAUGGGAGGUGGGCCGGCGCUGAUCCCCAGGAGAUGAGGGACUGGAAAUAUCCGAGGUCAUUCUUUCUCGCUGGCGAACCCCUCUCUCCCGCUGCAAGUCUUCCCCGGGGAGGGAAACCAGUUAUUGAUGCAACUGUUUACAAUCUCCGGGCAUUUCGCUCAACCGGUUUCCUGAGUUGUGCUGCUGUGGAUCAGCCUGUGACAAGUUUCACUGCUGUGUCUCAAUCCGUCCCGAAGACUGCUUUCGCCCAGUUUAAUUAAUCUCGGAGCAGUCCGGUGGCUGGUGGUCAGUUUCACCAGGCUGAAACGGUGCCAAGGAGUCCGAGGCUUUGCUUUGCUUCCAGGGGUGGGGGGGAAGAAACUUUGUCAAAUCCUCGACCCGAGGACUCUCCGCGCAUUUCGCUUCCUGAGCCCCGGAGACUGGAGCUCCUGGUCAAUUCUUCCUACGCUUCCCCCCCCCCCCCCUUGUCACUCAGUCAGUCUUUACUAGGUUAACCUUGUCUUACGAAGAGUGGGGACGGAGAGAGAGAGAUGAAAGAGUGAGACUUGGACGAGUUCAAGAAACCAGAUUCCAACAAUCCUCGCACCUCCUCUCACUGAGAGGGGGGGGGGGGGAAGGACCGAAUUCGCCAACAAAACCGCCCAGCAAACACCUCCGGACCAAUUCACGAGAACCCGAGGCUGCAACAUUUGACAUUUUCCGGCGGCGCGCUUUGCCGCAGUCUUUCUGAAAACAAAUGUCCAAACCCAUGAAUUGUGGAGAAUACUUUCCGAUCAUCCUGGCCUUUGCCCUGCUGUCACCGAUGUGCCCCUCGCCUGUCUGGGAUGCUGAACUGGAAAGAGAAGCGUGUCCUGACAAUCAUGUGAUCACCCUGCAGUAUCAGUGCAGGAAGACUACUGGCGAAAUGUCCACGUGCUUACGGAAGAAAUGUUGCAAGGGUUACAGAUUUGUCCUUGGUCGAUGCAUUCCUGAAGAUACUGAUGUCUGUGCUGGCUCACCUUGUGAACAGCAAUGCACUGAUAAUUUUGGACGAGUUGUGUGUACAUGUUACCCCGGAUAUCACUUUGACCGAGAGCGACACAGAAAUCAUCAGACACCCUACUGUUUAGACAUAGAUGAAUGUUUAGUCAAUAACGACACAUUAUGCGAUCACAAAUGCAUUAACACGCUCGGAAGCUUCAUUUGUGAGUGUCAAGAAGGAUUUUACUUGAGUUCCGAUGGCAAGUCCUGUCUCAGAUCUUUUAAUGACAGCAGUGCGAUUAAAUCCGAUCACCUGAUGAGUGCUGGCACUUGUUCGGUCACUUGUGAAGAGUUUCUGCAGAUGAAGCAGACUUUGGCACAGUUCAAGCAGAAGCUCCUGUUCACAAAUCUGGAUAACUCCAGUGAAAAGACACAGCUGGGGAGGAAAUGCUCAGAAACAUUGCAAUGCCCUCCACACCUGCCUGGCCUUCCUGGACCACCUGGUCCACCAGGAAAUCCAGGCCCAAAAGGCAGCAUUGGACUGAUGGGACCUCCAGGACCAUCUGGUGCACGUGGACCCAGAGGUGACAUGGGCCCCAUGGGUCCCAUCCCUGAUCUAUCCCACUUCAAGAGGGGAAGGCGAGGUCCAGUGGGCGCACCUGGAACACCAGGAAAGAAUGGAUUGAAGGGUGAAAGAGGUCAUCCCGGACCACGCGGACUACCAGGCCCUCCUGGAUCAUUUGACUUCCUCUUACUGAUGAUGGCUGAUAUCAGGCAUGACAUAAUUGAACUGCAGGAGCGGGUGUUUGGUGAACGACGAGGCAUUACCCUCGACACACUGCCCCUGGAUGCACAAGAGACAGGUUCUGGGCAAGAGAAGGUGGUCCCUACACAACCUGGCAGUCACAGCAGUUUUCCGACUUUGGAUUGUAAUUGUUUCCAUCGAUUGAAGAGAAAAGAACUGGAACAAGGAAGUAGCAAUGGGAAAACUUUGCCGGCCAAUUGUCUUUCCUACAAUUAAGCAUGUUUCAGUUAUUUCACCAGCCUAUCCAAUAAUAAAAAUCCCUGAUUAGGCAGGAAUGGGAUGUUACAUUGUGUCAGACAAGGCAAUACUGGAUUCAGCUCUGCUGUGAUCAAAGAGUGUGGUGCUGGAAAAGCGCAGCCGGUCAGGCA
Messenger RNA from Chiloscyllium plagiosum (whitespotted bambooshark), 2637 nucleotides. RefSeq names its product collagen and calcium-binding EGF domain-containing protein 1-like. Gene Ontology annotation, molecular function: calcium ion binding. NCBI's taxonomy places the organism in Eukaryota, Metazoa, Chordata, Chondrichthyes, Orectolobiformes, Hemiscylliidae. The record is from RefSeq and is a predicted model, not a curated record.